AUGCCUACAACUACGAGCCUUCAAGCAAAAGAAGUGAUGGAGGCGCUUUCCGUUUUCAAAGAGCCCGUAACCAUCGAUAAAAUUGUGCGUUACAUGGCAAAAACCUAUUCACAGCCGGAGGAGAAGGUGAAGAAACUGGUCGAGGAGACACUGAAUGAAGUAGUCCGCUAUGGGAUUGUACUGAAGCACAAUGAGUUUUAUUACCGAGUCUGUGACGCUGUUGAUGCCUUGGAGGAGAGUUCCGAGGAAGAUGAGGACGACGAAGUUGCCAGCGCCCAAAGCUACGAAAGUGUGGACAGUGGAGACAUACCUCCGGAGCCGAAAUCGAAUAAAACCAGCGAAAGAAAGCCAAGUGGUGUGCACGCGCCAUCGCGACAGUCGCUGAAGUCCAAAAGAGUGAAUAACCGCGACGAUCGCAGGAGUAAAAAAUCGAGAGAUAUCUACAGCGAGGAGGAAGAGAAUGCGGGCGAUUCGGCUGGUGAGCGUCGUAAAAGAUCCCAUACGUGCAACUGCGACUGCUACAGUUCCCACGGCAAUAGCUCAAUGGACGACCAUGGUUAUUUGCGGGCUCGCAGUCGCUCGGCCCCCCGCCGCCAAUAGGGUGGAGCUGUUCAGCAAAAACAGGUGCAU
Rhagoletis pomonella (apple maggot) is the source of this 630-nucleotide messenger RNA. RefSeq lists its product as uncharacterized. The transcript has a single exon. NCBI's taxonomy places the organism in Eukaryota, Metazoa, Arthropoda, Insecta, Diptera, Tephritidae. Bases 1 to 600 code for a protein of 199 amino acids. The record is from RefSeq and is a predicted model, not a curated record.